AACUAGAGAAAGAGAGAACUGACCUCAUGGAAGAUGUGACUGCCAACAAGAGAAGGAUGAAAGAGCUGGAAGAUAACUUGCUCUAUCGACUGACAAGCACACAGGGUUCUCUGGUGGAGGAUGAGAGUCUGAUAACUGUAUUGAGUAACACUAAGAAGACUGCUGAGGAAGUGACACGGAAACUGCAGAUUUCUGCUGAGACUGAAAUACAGAUCAACUCAGCCCGUGAGGAGUACAGACCCGUUGCAACAAGAGGGAGCAUCUUAUAUUUCCUUAUAACUGAGAUGAGUAUGGUCAAUGUGAUGUAUCAGACUUCUCUUCGACAGUUUCUGGGACUCUUCGACCUUUCUCUAGCCAGGUCUGUCAAGAGCCCAAUUAUGAGUAAGAGAAUUGCAAAUAUAAUUGAGCAUAUGACCUAUGAAGUAUAUAAGUAUGCUGCCAGGGGACUUUAUGAGAAGCACAAAUUCCUGUUCACCUUACUGCUUACCUUGAAAAUAGACAUGCAGAGAAACAGAGUGAAGCAUGAAGAGUUCCUGACGCUUAUUAAAGGUGGUGCUUCUCUGGACCUUAAAGCUUGUCCUCCUAAACCAUCUAAAUGGAUCCUGGAUAUGACUUGGUUGAACCUGGUGGAACUCAGUAAGCUUAGACAAUUCUCAGAUGUUUUGGACCAAAUUUCAAGAACAGAAAAACAAUGGAAAAUCUGGUUUGAUAAGGAGAAUCCAGAAGAAGAAAUUGUUCCCAGUGGCUAUGAUCAAUCUCUGGACUGCUUCAGACGUCUCCUCCUUAUUAGAUCCUGGUGUCCUGAUAGAACCAUAGCUCAGGCCAGGAAGUAUAUCAUGGAUACCAUGGGGGAAAAAUAUGCAGAAGGAGUCAUCUUGGACUUGGAGAAGACAUGGGAAGAAUCAGAUCCACGUUCUCCUCUCAUCUGCUUUCUUUCUAUGGGUUCUGAUCCUACUGACCCAAUCAUUGCUCUGGGGAAAAGACUGAAGACAGAGACACGUUAUGUUUCCAUGGGUCAGGGACAAGAAGUCCAUGCUCGUAAACUUCUACAGCAGACCAUGGCACAUGGAGGAUGGGCACUUCUUCAGAACUGCCACCUGGGGCUUGACUUUUUGGAUGAGCUAAUGGACACUAUUAUAGAAACUGAAACUGUCCAUGAGAACUUUCGCUUGUGGAUGACCACCGAGGUUCACCGGCAGUUCCCCAUUACCCUUCUUCAAAUGUCGAUUAAAUUCACCAAUGAACCUCCACAGGGGCUCAAAGCUGGUCUGAAGAGAACAUAUGGUGGUGUGAACCAAGAUCUCCUGGAUGUCAGUAACAUGGUACAAUGGAAACCAAUGUUAUACGCUGUUGGUUUCCUGCACUCCACAGUUCAAGAAAGACGCAAAUUUGGACCACUAGGUUGGAAUAUCCCCUAUGAGUUUAACCAGGCUGACUUUAAUGCCACUGUGCAGUUCAUCCAGAAUCAUUUAGAUGACAUGGACAUCAAGAAGGGUGUCUCCUGGAAUACAGUUCGCUACAUGGUAGGCGAAAUCCAGUAUGGAGGUCGAGUGACUGAUGACUAUGACAAAAGACUGCUGAACACAUUUGCUAAGGUCUGGUUCAGUGAAAACAUGUUCAGUCAAGACUUCUGCUUUUACAAAGGGUACAGCAUACCCAAAUGUACCACAGUGGAUCAGUACCUUCAGUACAUACAGACCCUGCCUGCUUAUGACACUCCUGAGGUAUUUGGGCUGCAUCCCAAUGCUGAUAUCACUUACCAAAGCAAGCUUGCCAAGGAUGUGUUGGAUACUAUCCUCAGUAUUCAACCUAAAGACAGUUCCAGUGGAGGAGGCGAGACUAGAGAGGCGGUGGUAGCUAGAUUGGCUGAUGAUAUGUUGGAGAAGCUUCCUGAUGAUUAUCCACCAUUUGAAGUAAAGGAAAGGCUGCAGAAGAUGGGACCGUUCCAGCCUAUGAACAUCUUCUUGAGACAGGAGAUAGACAGAAUGCAGAGGGUUAUCACCUUGGUGCGAAGCACUCUGACUGAUCUCAAACUUGCCAUUGAUGGGACCAUCAUCAUGAGUGAAAAUCUGAGGGAUGCUUUGGAUUGCAUGUAUGAUGCAAGAAUUCCUGCCGUUUGGGAAAAGGGGUCUUGGGCUUCCAGCACACUAGGUUUCUGGUUUACUGAACUUCUGGAAAGAAACCGUCAGUUUUACUACUGGAUAUUUGAGGGCCGACCAAACUGCUUCUGGAUGACAGGGUUCUUUAACCCGCAAGGAUUUUUGACUGCAAUGAGACAGGAAAUAACUCGAGCCAACAAAGGGUGGGCACUUGAUAGUGUAGCACUGUGCAAUGAAGUCACCAAGUGGAUGAAGGAUGACGUCACAACUCCUCCUCCUGAGGGCGUCUAUGUAUAUGGACUCUAUCUAGAAGGAGCUGGUUGGGACAGAAGAAAUUUAAAAAUCAUUGAGUCUAAGCCCAAGGUGCUCUUUGAGAUGAUGCCUGUCAUACGGAUUUAUGCAGAGAACAACACUUCGAAAGAUCCUCAUCUGUACUCAUGUCCAAUCUACAAAAAACCACAUCGAACAGACCUGAAUUACGUUGCUGCUGUGGACCUUAAAACCGCCCAACCUCCAGAGCACUGGAUACUGCGUGGUGUAGCACUUCUUUGUGAUGUCAAGUAAUGUUAAAUCAAUUUUCAUUUCCUCC
Messenger RNA from Chelonoidis abingdonii (Abingdon island giant tortoise), 2688 nucleotides. NCBI's taxonomy places the organism in Eukaryota, Metazoa, Chordata, Testudines, Testudinidae. The record is from RefSeq and is a predicted model, not a curated record.